GUAGUGGUGAGUGGUAGUGGAGUGUGGAGUGGCUCUCGAGCGGCACGUAGCUACAGCGGUGGUACCACUGCACCGCCAGCUGCGGCAGAUUGUGUUGUGGUGCGAUGUGCGGAUAAUGUGCUUUCUAACUGGUACAAAGAUGCUACUCACCGUCCUCUUCAUGUACAUAGCAUCCGUGAGAUCUACCGAACCCGACACUAACAGUUCUGCUGAAGUGAAUACUGUCAAUUCCACUGCAUUUGAUUCUGUGCUUGUAAACGCCGACGAGCUUGAAAACAUUUGCACGACAUGUAUCAAAGUAAACGCGAAGUGUUACAACGUUUCAUAUCUCUUGGAACUCGACGCUCCAUUUAGAGAGACUGUAGUCGUAAGUAAGUUAGGCGUAAUGCGAGCUACUAAUAUGCUAUACUACAGUUUCGAGCCGAAGAUCGAAGAUGAAGAGUACUAUAAAAUUGGAUUUAUCAAUUUGGAUGACCCGAGUAACAGCAGUGUGAUAUCGGGAGGUAAACAAAUCAUGAACUUCGGUACCUUUGAUCUUGAUCAGGUUAACGGUUUGGCGUACUUGGGAGGCAGCGACGGUGUUUACGUGUUGGACACGAAACUGAACAGAGUGGCGCCGUACAGCUCUCGAGGGGACACGGUGAUGAGUUUAUUUUACAAGGGAGACAACAUUUAUUUCGUUAGAUAUGGAGAGUUCAAAAUUAUUAGGAAAAAAGGCGACACUUUCGACAUAUUACUCGACUUUAUGCCUGUUAAAAUGUUUGUUAUAAACAAGUAUAAUGUUAUUGUUUUCCUAAGUUUCUACGGAUUGUUUGUGAAGAGAGGUGACGAGACGAUGUGGUUGUCUAACAAUGCUUUUUUUAGAGGUUUAGUGAUGGAUAAUCAUGAUGGUAUCUACGCUUGGUGGAUAGACGGCGUCUAUCAAGUUAUAAUCGAACCUAAGUUAGCGGAGUCUAGGAUUGUGAGAGUCGCCCAUAUACCCUCGAUUGGCGCGGUAACUUUUGACAAGGAUAAUAAUUUUCUGUUCACUGCAGGCAAAAGUUUGUACAGGCUAACUGAAACGACAUGGAAAGUUUGUUAAUUAAUGUAGCAAUGCUCCGUUUUGGAGGUAACUUGAUGCCAAUUUUGUUUUAAUUGUUAACAUUGAUUCAACUAAAUUAAACUGACGAAAGUCCAGUAGCAUGACUAAUAGGUAGAGACAAUGAAUAGUUUACUGAAUAUAUUUCCUUUAACUGAUUGUCAUAGUUUAACCUUAACGUAACUUUAACCACCUGUCAUGUAAAUACACUUAAACAGAGCUAGCCUUUGUACAAAUAAUCUUAGUAAUUAUUGCUAAAUAUUUUAAAGAAAAUAUCUGCACUGAUUUAUCUGGUUUCCAAUAAAAAUAUAACUCAUCUACAUACAGUUUUCUAAUAAUGUGAAGUAAAAGUUAAGAUUUUUUAUUGUAAUUAUUUGUGCCAUUUUAGGGCAGUUACAGACUAGCGUUUUUUCUGCGCGUGCUAUGCUCGUUUCGGCACAGCGUUUCGCGCUUCAAUAAAUCAGACGCGAUCGCUGGCAUCUUCGCUCAAACCCAUAUUACGCUAGUGAGUGAAUCCAUACCAAUAUGUAAAAGUAUUUGUAAAAGGAUUUUUGAAUAUUUUUUUCUAUUUCUAUGUAUUCUACGCUCAUUACGAGAUGUACGUGCGACAAAAGGCGUGCGCAUGGUACGUACGCACAAAAACGAGCUUAUUUGCGAAAAAAACGCUAGUCUGAAACUGUUCCUGUUAGUGUUUCAGUAGCGAUUACUUAAAAAACCUUUUGUAAUUUAAUUUUAAGAAAUAAAAAUAAUUUC
Maniola jurtina (meadow brown) is the source of this 1831-nucleotide messenger RNA. RefSeq lists its product as uncharacterized. The record is from RefSeq and is a predicted model, not a curated record. The coding region runs from base 116 to 1081 and encodes 321 amino acids. NCBI's taxonomy places the organism in Eukaryota, Metazoa, Arthropoda, Insecta, Lepidoptera, Nymphalidae. The transcript has 2 exons.